UUUGAGUUUUGUGUCAAAUUUGAAUCUUUAGUAAUUAUGAGGCUAGAAUGUCCAUUAAAUUUUUCCAACGAACAAAAUUUUUAUUAUGGAACUCAAUUUCUUAGAUUUAGAAUCGUACCAUUAUUUUUUUAUCGCAGCAGUUGUAGUUCUGGGCUGUUUGUAUUUAUACGAUGCAAUAUAUGAAGUGAAUUGUCAACCUCCGAGGAAUCUGGAAUUCACUUCUUAUAAUUAUAGUGAAGGAAAUGGUCCAUCGUUCUGGAAUAAAAUAUUUUCAAAAGCAAACGGUAAUCUACAGUCUCCUAUAAAUAUAUUAGAAACUAGAGUGGAAGUGAUUAGUUCUGAUGAAGCAUGUCCGCUUAUAUUUUCAGAAGAAUUUCAUAUAGUUCCAGCCGAAAUGAAAUUGUAUAAUAAUAGUCACAAUGUAGUUCUUUACGCAUCAUGGCCGAAUUGCACUUAUCCUACAAUUGUUGGUGGUCCCUUGGAAGAAGAAUAUCGUUUUGUGAAUCUUCGUUUACGAUGGGGAUCAAAUGAUUUCGAGGGAUCGGAACACAUGAUAAAUUCUGUUAAAUUUGCUAUGGAAUUGCAAGCAGCUUUUGUGAAAAAAAGCUCUUGCCAAGAAGAUAUCUUGACAGCAGCUACAAAUAAAUCAUUAGUUAUGUUGAGCUACUUUUUCAUGGUAACCCCAAUUGAUAAUCCUUAUUUUGAACCUAUGAUAACGGCUCUGAGAUAUUUGAAAAGACCGAUGAGCUACAUAUGUAUCGAACCAAUUACACUUUCAUUACUUACACCCGAUUUUACAAGAGAUUAUUAUACUUAUAUGGGAUCCCUUACAUUUCCCCCUUGUACUGAAGGAGUCAGAUGGAUAAUCAAACCAGAGCCAUUGAUGAUAUCUUCAAGACAAGUCAAACAAUUCAGGAAACUUUAUGGUUGUGAGAAAAGAAUUGAUACUAAUACAAGACCUGUACAAUCAACAAAUGAUCGGGAAGUUAUUUAUUACAGUUGAUACUAAUGCAUGUUAUAUUUAUAUUAAAUACAUGUAAUGAAUCUAAUUUCCAUAA
Messenger RNA from Diorhabda carinulata, 1058 nucleotides. RefSeq names its product carbonic anhydrase 13-like. Gene Ontology annotation, cellular component: cytoplasm. The record is from RefSeq and is a predicted model, not a curated record. Bases 86 to 1003 code for a protein of 305 amino acids. The transcript has a single exon. NCBI's taxonomy places the organism in Eukaryota, Metazoa, Arthropoda, Insecta, Coleoptera, Chrysomelidae. Gene Ontology annotation, molecular function: carbonate dehydratase activity; zinc ion binding.